UACCAGAAGGACCGACGGCCUAUUUCAAGAUCAACAGCUUGAAGUUUACCAAGGACAUUCCGCGUGCUGGUGAGUCGACUUCUCACUAUCCUGAAAUAAUUCUCAACAAUUUUAACACUCGAUUAGGUCACACCACUGCUAGGAUGUUUGCUUGUUUGUUCCCACAUGACCCUAAGUUCACUGGGCGUCGUGUUGUUACUUUCCAUAAUCAAAGGGACUACGUCUUCUUCCGGCAUCAUAGGUACGAAUUCAAAAAGGAAGGUGAAAAAGCAGCUUUGGUUGAACUGGGCCCACGUUUUACUUUGCGACUGAAGUGGCUACAAAAGGGAACCUUUGAUACGAAAUGGGGAGAGUUUGAGUGGGUUUUGAAGCGUCACGAAAUGGAAACUUCACGGCGAAGAUUUUUCUUAUAAAU
Messenger RNA from Strongylus vulgaris, 415 nucleotides. NCBI's taxonomy places the organism in Eukaryota, Metazoa, Nematoda, Chromadorea, Rhabditida, Strongylidae. The record is from the annotation of a GenBank genome assembly.